AUCCGUCAACCGGCAUGAUGUCCGACGUGCGCGUUCUCGUGUUUUGAAUUAGUCGACGUGCGCGCGCGCUCCUGCUAACGACUUACCUUGGAGACUGGAGCUUCGCUGCCGAAGUUAAUCCAAAACACCAAACCCGCGUAAACUCGACUAAGUUCAACCAUUAAAUUAAAAGCGGGUGAUUUGUUUAUAAAGUCCUCGUCCUGAUUUCUUUGGAAUUAUUGAAGAGUUCACAGUUCGGGACGUUUCUGCGGUUUGCGAGCGCUUCUCGUCGCUUCAUCUGAGAUGUCAGUGGCUUGAGUUUUAUAUCCAAGGCUAUCUGUCUCUGAACCUCACACUUUACAAGUCACUGACUCAUUUUCAAGAGAGAGCGAGAGAGAUACUGUGUCAUCCUAGUAGGAGUAUCGCACAGCUCCUGUGGUUUAGACGGUGCACAGCCUUUAAAUAAAUGAUGGAAGUCCUACUUCUUCAGCCAAAUGACUCCAGCUGAGAGCUUACCGGCCAUCCUGACUGAUGCUGGAAGAACUUUUUCAUGCUGCUUAUUCACCUCCGGUGUCAUUGAUUAGAGCAGACCAGUCUUCCUUUUAAGAAAUAGGUGUGGAGUAUGUGGGCCAGCUGCUGCGGCUGGCUCUGUCUGGAUGAUUCCACCGUGGACAACACCAGAAGCAGCACACGUCAUCAGGACUUCACCAACUCGGGCUUCAGCAGUUACCCAUCUCCCCCUGCUCCAGAACACACGUGCAAGGCCUGUGGGGGCCGCUUCGACAGCCUAGCCAGAAAGCACCUGUGCAUGGACUGCAAGAAAAGCUACUGCAGCCGCUGCUCCACGCAGCAGGACCUCCAGCCAUGGCUGUGCCACACCUGCCAGCGUUUCCGAGGCAUCCUGUUCGAGCGCGCUGAGCUGAUGAAGCUCAAGGUGAAGGAUCUGAGGGACUACCUCCACCUGCACGGGGUCCCCACGCAGAUGUGCCGCGAGAAAGAGGAGCUGGUCGAGCUGGUUCUUGGCCAGCAGACGCCUACAUCUGACACGCACAUUCCUCCACCCCCCGUGACCACACAGGAACCCCAAAACACUCCAGUCAUCACCGUGAGCCCGCUGGCGGACAACGGCACAACUGAACUGGGACCCCAGACUCAAGCAACAGAAGAUGGACAGAGCAUGGCUGAGGCGACAGCUGACAGCGAGAUGGACGCUGAGCUGCAGGAGGAGCAGGAGUCGCAGUCUUCAGACUCUGAGGAGGUGCUGGCGACGGGGCGACGGGCGUCUCUCUCUGACGUCAGAUCAGUGGAGGACAUCGAGGCUCUGAGUGUCCGGCAGUGUAAGGAGAUUCUCGCCAGGAACUUCGUCGACUAUAAGGGCUGCUGUGAGAAAUGGGAGCUGAUGGAGAGAGUCACGCGUCUGUACUACGACCAGAAGGACCUGCAGAACAUGGUGUCUCACGCCACAGAAGGCACAGACGCUGGGUCUGGGACGGCGGUGGAGGAGAACCUGUGUAAGAUCUGUAUGGACUCGCCCAUCGACUGCGUUCUUUUGGAGUGCGGACACAUGGUCACAUGCACAAAGUGCGGCAAGCGCAUGAACGAGUGUCCAAUCUGCCGGCAGUACGUGGUGCGGGCAGUGCACGUGUUCAGAUCCUGAGCGACAGAUCCUGUAGAAAACUGUCAGGUGGCCUUUCAUUCUUGCGGCACUUUAAACGAUAGCGAAUAAGAUUGAGCAAUAACUGGAUUCAGUUUCCUUUUCUUCAAGUGACUUCAAAGAGUGCCUUCUGGGAGCUUGAUUUUUGAUCGUGGGAUAAUGUCACAUGUUUGCUGACAGUGCAGAUGACACAGAUACCCGUUUCUGCCUUGGGCCCUGUUAGUAAACACUGAGAGGAUCUUAUGAAUGAACAGACUGCAUCUUCUGAAUAUGUGCCUUGCCCUGCUGCUUCUCACACGCCGGUUUAAUUUGUUCUCUAUUUUUAAAUAAUCCUUUCUUUUUAAAACCCAAAUACUGGAUCUGGGGUUUAAUCUAGCACAGUGUAAAUGCACUAACAGGAACGAGACUUGUCACACGAGUCUCGUCAGAUGUGAAGUCUAAAUUAUGAGACCGAACGGGUGUGGAAAAGAGUAACGUUUGAUCGAACUGAUUCUGACUUCACCCCGAUGAGUCUCACCAAACCUCAGUCAGGACUGUCAAGAUUCAAGAAUAUGUUUUAAUGCAGGAAAACCUUCAUCCAACAAAUUAGAUCCAACAUUUUCUUUAUGCAAUAUGUAUUUGUUUUUUGUUUUAUUUUUGGGUGUGAAAAAUAAGUACAUGAUAUGCAGGGGAAAUUGUUCCCUCAUUGUAGUAAUUUGGGGCCAUGUUGUACUGAUUUGUUUCCUCAUUUUAGUAAAUUGUGGCAAUAUUGCACUAAUUUAGUAAACUGUGACCAUGUCAUAAAAAUUGCUCCCUUGUUUUAGUAAAUUGUGGCCAUCUUAUACUCUGUUGUUCCCUCUUUUUAUUAAAUUGUGGCCUCGUCGUACUAA
Messenger RNA from Cyprinus carpio (common carp), 2502 nucleotides. It is a transcript of the gene rffl, whose product is annotated as ring finger and FYVE-like domain containing E3 ubiquitin protein ligase. Gene Ontology annotation, cellular component: plasma membrane; cytoplasm. Bases 602 to 1636 code for a protein of 344 amino acids. Gene Ontology annotation, biological process: protein K48-linked ubiquitination; proteasome-mediated ubiquitin-dependent protein catabolic process; negative regulation of extrinsic apoptotic signaling pathway via death domain receptors. Lineage: Eukaryota; Metazoa; Chordata; Actinopteri; Cypriniformes; Cyprinidae. The record is from RefSeq and is a predicted model, not a curated record. The transcript has 9 exons. Gene Ontology annotation, molecular function: ubiquitin protein ligase activity.